GCCAAGCGUCGCGCAUCCGUAUGUUUGCUCGCAUGGUCGUCGCAUUCGGUAUCGUUUUCUGCAUCAUAUCUGCGCCGCUCUCAGAGCUCGAUCGUCCAAACGACCGAGAUACUCUCACAUCUCCGUGUUCACUUCUUCCUCCUUCCGCGCUCAGAAGUCUCGAUGGCUUCGCGGAAACCUCGGCAGAAUCUCCCGUCCUCCAUCAUCCCGACAUUAGAGGGCAUUCCCGUCCUCAGUAAACUCUUCUCCUUUGUCAACAGCUCGUCCAACCUUUACAAUUUACUUCAUGACUCGAAAAACUUUACCUUCUUAGCGCCAACGAAUGAUGCCAUCGCGCAAUGGAUUUCCACGGCAUAUGGCAAUAGCACUCCUAGUGCAGACAUUAUCGAGGCUACUUUGUCAUACCAUAUCCUCAACGGAAGCUGGCCAACGAUAGAUUUCACCAACGAGCCUCAGUUCGUGGUCACGAGCCUUACUAAUUCCUCAUAUUCAAAUGUCACAAUCGUUCCAGGCGGCCAGCGAGUUGAAUUGAUCAAUGGGCCUGGAGGUGAUCCUGAGAUUCUCUCGGAUAACAAAACUGUUACAACUAUCGCUUCUGACGAGAAGGACAUUGUUUGUUUGAAUGGCUUCGUCCAAGUUAUCAACUCAGUGCUCAGUAUUCCGCAACAGAUUAUAAAUCUUGUAGCGCAGGCGCAUAUGUCCUACUUGAUUGCGAUUCUGAACAAAGCAAAUUAUCUCUCAGUGGAUACCACAGGAAUUAUCGCUUUUGCCAACUUUGCCACAUUUACGCCCAACAUGACAUUUUUUCUGCCUAAUACACAAGCUGCACUCGAUUGGUUCAAUGGUGUUUCAACGACAAUAGCUGCAGAUAAUCUCACCUCACUAUUCAACUACCACCUAGUCCCUAACACCGUUCUAUAUAGCCCAGGCUUUGUGAAUGGGACAGUAUUGAAGAGUCACCAGGGGGACAAUUUGACUAUCACGAGGCUCGGAAAUGAUACCUACAUCAACUCGGCGAAGAUCCUCCAGACCGAUUACAUGACUGCAAAUGGCGUAGUCCAUACUGUCGAUAGUUUCCUUAUGCCCUUCAACCAAACCAUCCCCCAACAACCACAACCGUCGAGCACCACGAACUCCUCUUCCUCCCCCUCGCCCACCCCCUCACCAUCGCAACAAGGCCUCUCAACAGGCGGAAUAGCCGCCAUCGCCGUCGUGAUCCCCGUCUUCAUCCUCCUAGCCCUAGCCCUCCUCUUCUUCCUCCAUCGAAAACGCAAAGCCGCUCGAAAAAGACAAACCGACUCUGCUCCCCCGCGAGAAAUGGAUGCGAACCCGGCUGCAAAAGAAUUGGCGACGAAGGACCCAGCGGCGAAGGAGUUGAAUGCUGGAUAUCUGCCGCAUGAGUUAGCGGCUGGUUUUAGCUCGCUGCCACCGAUGGAGUUGGAGUGAGAGCGGCAAGGGCGUUCCGAUGCAUCGUCUGCUGCGAUGGAGGCCAGGAAUUGGAGGUGCUAGCUUGAAUGGCUAUGCCUCUGGGUUCGGCUUCUCAAGACAGAAGGGGAGGUGGGGCAGUCGGUACUUUGUCGGGCAAAACAUCGUUACAAAAACCCCCGAUAGGGACUGUUCUGUUCCGCAAUGAGGAUCUGAUCCAACUGGCAAGAAGAAAUGAAGAUCGUGAUAUGUAAUCAGGCCCCUGGGCUUCAAUUCACUUUACUUAGGAUGGGGGAAUAAUGGCAUUUGAAGGAGUAUGGUGGUAGUAUUUUGCGCAUCGACGUCAGUAUCGAGUCAAAAUGGGAAAGGAAAGGAUCGAUUAUAUAAUGCAAAGCAAAGAGAAAGCUUGUAUAUUUGUAUAUAUAAAGUAUAUAUAUUGAAUAGAGAAGAAUACUUUACAUCGUCCC
This is a messenger RNA of Hyaloscypha bicolor E, 1892 nucleotides long. RefSeq names its product FAS1 domain-containing protein. The transcript has 4 exons. The coding region runs from base 163 to 1446 and encodes 427 amino acids. Gene Ontology annotation, biological process: macroautophagy. The record is from RefSeq and is a predicted model, not a curated record. Gene Ontology annotation, cellular component: fungal-type vacuole membrane. NCBI's taxonomy places the organism in Eukaryota, Fungi, Ascomycota, Leotiomycetes, Helotiales, Hyaloscyphaceae.